Molecule: messenger RNA, 1047 nt
Organism: Enterobius vermicularis (human pinworm)
Lineage: Eukaryota; Metazoa; Nematoda; Chromadorea; Rhabditida; Oxyuridae
Source: the annotation of a GenBank genome assembly
AUGCUGUCAUCUGUAGCGCAAUUAAGUACGGCGAUGACUGGAGCGUUUAACAAGAAAACAUGUUGGGAAUUGAAAGGAUUAUCCCCGGGACAGUCAAAUAUUUGUGAACUGUUUGAUGACCAUAUGCCAGCAAUUGGAGCCGGUGCAAAGGCAGCUAUUGCGGAAUGUCAGUAUCAGUUCAGAAAUCAACGGUGGAACUGUUCAGCACCUUACGGAUCUGGAUAUGUUGGUCCUGUCCAUAAACUUGGUUCUCGCGAAGCCGCUUUCACCUACGCUAUUCUAUCUUCUGGUGUUGCACACGAGAUUGGACGUCGAUGUCGACUCGGACUGCUGAAAUCAUGUGGAUGCAGUCAAGCGGCAAGACCUAGAUAUGUUAAAGAAGAAUAUACUUGGGGUGGUUGCGGUGAUAAUGUAGAUUAUGGGAUCAGAUUCAGCAGAGAUUUUAUUGACAACAGGGAGAAAGAAGAGAACAGUGAACGUUCACCGAACAAGCGAUCAGAAGAUUUUUUGCGGACGGCAAUGAACAAAAAAAAUAAUGAAGCUGGACGGAAGCUGUUGAAAAGGAAUACAAAACCGAAGUGUAAAUGUCAUGGCGUUAGUGGCUCCUGUAACCUAAAGACCUGUUGGAUGCAAUUACCAACUAUGCGGAAAAUGGGAGAUAUAUUAUUGGAGAAAUAUAAAAUGGCCCGACGUGUUAAGUUGAACGUUCGCGGAAAUUUGCAAUAUCUUCCAGAUCCCGUUAAACGGGAAGAUAAACAUAUACCGUUGAGAAGAAAGAAUCGUUCAACACUGGUUGAGCUUGUCUAUAUUGAUGACAGUCCGGACUAUUGCAAUGAAAAUCGAGCACAGGGUACAAUGGGUACGAAGGGCCGAAUAUGCAGGCGAAGAUCCGACGGUCCGGAUGGUUGUAAUGCAUUAUGCUGUGGUCGGGGAUACCACAGUUACGUACAGCAUUUUGAGGAAGACUGUAAUUGUAAAUUUCAUUGGUGUUGUGAGGUAAAAUGUCAACGUUGCGUUAACACAACAACAGUUGAUGUUUGCAAAUAA